Castor canadensis (American beaver) is the source of this 2166-nucleotide messenger RNA. The record is from RefSeq and is a predicted model, not a curated record. NCBI's taxonomy places the organism in Eukaryota, Metazoa, Chordata, Mammalia, Rodentia, Castoridae.
AUGCCAUUGCCACGGACAAUGACUCCUGGGCCAGAACUUCAAAGCCCCAAGGAGCCUGAGGAUCCACAGACCCCAGCUCAGGGCACUCGGCGGACAAACAGUGGGGAAGAGCCCAACACUCAUCAUGAGGACACUUCGAAGGCUGGCCUGGGAACCUUGAAGCAAGCCUUCUCUUGGGCAAGCUGGCGGGCCUCUACAUCCAAGGAGGACCAGGGUCCACACAAGCGAAGAUCCCUUUCCCUGCUCCCCUCCUUCCGGCGGGCCCUGGAUGGUGGCCUAGCUGCUGGUCAGUCCCAGGUUGCUGCUGUACCAGAGGAGCCCUUCAAGGUCAAGGAUGGUGUCAGUCGGCAGGCAUCCACUGGGGCAGGUCCUGAGAAACUGAAACCCCAGGCAGAAGACAAAUCUGUGGCAGACCUCAUCACUGAGCGGCAAUUGCUGGCGGCCUUCCAGCAGCUGCAGCACCUGGAGUCGAGGCUGAUAGCGGAGAAAACGUCGCACACCUUUGAGCAGGACCCCACGGCUUUUGCACGGCGUGCCAUGGACGUGUGCCUACAUUACGACGGGCUGGCAGCUGAAAUCCGCACCAUCGUGCGUGAGACGCUGGGUCCUGACGGCGUGGACAAAGACGCGCUUGCCGAAGUGGCCCACGUGGUGCCGGCUGAAGAGGAGGCCCACCCGGUGUCCCCCACCGAUGGUGACUUCCUGCGUGCACCCCGCCACUGGCGUCAGCUCUGGAAGGACACCGUGCAACGAAGUGCGCAGGAGCGUGUGCAGAGGGCAGGUGCAGGGGUGACCUCUGGGGCUACAGAGGGCACUCCAGACCUGGCCCAACUUCUGGGCGAGCUCGGUGGCUUGGUUCGGGGCGACCUGCAGAAGGUGCGGUUGGAGGUGCAGCCUGUUUAUGCAGCAGCCGGUUUUCCAGUAUGGGAGGCCUACCUUCGUGCCUUCCACAGCGCGGUGGCCCAACGCCUGCAGGAGCUUGCGCACAAUGCCCGCGGCUGCGAGCAGCUCUAUGUGCUGCUGUACUGGGCCGCCAAUGUCUAUGGCAGCCCUGAUUUCUUGGGCUCUCUGGACUUGGCGCUGCCCACGGAACCGCUGCCCCCUCUCCUAGAACCUGCCAUGUGGGCCCAACUGGAGAGUGAUUACACCAACUUUCUGGAGACCAAGAUCACAAGCUGCUUCGACGGCCUCUUGCAGCACGAGCAGAGCAGCUGGGCGGCUGCCGAGGCCCCGGAAGUGCUGCAGGGCCUCUACCACACGCCUCUGUCCAUUGAUAUUCACAUGCUCGUGGCGGAGCAUGUAAAGGCGGCAGGCGCUAUCUCUGCGGAGCUGGAGGCCACCACCCUGGGGAUCUGUGCGCGGGCGCUCGGCGGCUUUGUGCCCAGGUUUGAAAAGGCUUUUCUGGAGUCGAAGGCAGUGAGCGAGCCGCACCUGGGCGCCUAUAUUAACACCUGCGAAGAGCUGAGGACCAAUCUACUGACCAGGUUCCCUGGAACCCUAAAAGAGCUGGAGAAGCCCCUGGUGGCUGCCAUCUGUAGCUUCCAGAAGCACUUGCUCCAGGUCUUGCAGCAAGAUGUGCAGCCACUCUUCAGAGUCCUAUGCACCAAGAGCUGGCUGACACAAGACACACUGUAUCCCCUCAUGGAUAAAGUGGUGACCUUUGCCCACCACCUACAGCAUGUGGCUCCACCACUGGCACAGGAGAUUCUGCAGGAGGUACACCGGUAUGUGGUCCGCGAGUACCUGGCACAGGUGCUGAGGCCACGGGAAAGAUUCCGGGGAGUGGAGCGUGUGAAUGGCUCUCAGAAGAUGAGCAUGGAUGCCCAGGCCAUUAGUGGCACCUUCCAGGGCUUGGGCUCUGAAGCCACGUGGCUAGACCAAGCUAUCCUGUGCGUGGCCAUGAUCCUGGGCGAAACUUACAAAGACGAUAUCCGCAGGCACCUGGAGACACUCAUCCGGAGCUACCCAGACAUCAGGCGCCACCACAUACUGGCCAUUCUGGCCCUGCGCAGACUGGGACGCCGUCGGAACCAGAGCCUCUUGCAGCAUGCCCAGGACCUGCUAAGGGCGGCCAAGUCUGUGGGCUUGGGGCUCACACGGGAUCGCGUGCUCUUUGCGGAGAUUGAGGUGCCUACCUCUGUGGACGUGCUAAUCACUUGCAUCUAG